AUGACGACUGUUGCUACUGCAAGUGUUGAUCCUUCAACAGCAGUAGCUGCAACUACAACUUCAACGACACCUACGACACCUAGCACUAGCAGUACGGCACCUAACACUAGCAGUACAACACCUAUCGCUAGCAGUACAAAACCUAUCACUAGCAGUACAACGCCAAUACCAACGACAGCAGGUAAAAAACGCAAAGCAAGCGAAACAGAAAAUGACGAAAAUCACGAAGACGAAAACUACAACGACCAAGACGAAAACGACGAAAUACCUCGCACGUGUGAAUGGGCAGCAUGCGCAGAAAGCUUCCCCACGUUAGACGACCUAGCACCACAUUUGUUCAAGAAUCAUCUCAACAGCCGAUCGACGGUCGAUUUCCAUUGUCGGUGGGGGACGUGCACUGUCACCUUUGAUGGAUCGGAUGCCCUGCUGAGUCAUUUGACGAACCAUUUAGGCCAGCGGUUUAUUCACGGCUGUCGCUGGAUAAACUGUGGUCAGCGGUUUACUACCUUUGAUGACCUAACAUGUCAUUUGUCUGAAGACCACGUGGGCACUGGCCGAAGCGAAUACAUUUGCGGAUGGGACAACUGCGAUCGUGAAGGAAAGAGGUUUGCUCAGAGACAAAAGCUGAUGCGCCAUAUCCAAACACAUACCGGCGACAAACCGUAUCAAUGUAUACUAUGUAAAAAGCGCUUCUCUGAGUCAAGUAUAAUGACACAGCACAUGCGUACACAUACCGGCGAAAAACCUUACAAAUGUCCUGAGAAGGGCUGUAGCCGGCAAUUCUCCAUUUCCGGCGCUCUGACGAUCCAUCGUCGUGUACAUUCUGGCGAAAGGCCUUUUACCUGUAAAUAUCAAGGCUGCGACAAGAAGUUUGCUGAAAGCAGUAAUUUAACUAAACAUGUACGUGUGCGGCGUGGUUUCUGUGCUCUUUAA
Messenger RNA from Zychaea mexicana, 933 nucleotides. RefSeq lists its product as uncharacterized. Gene Ontology annotation, cellular component: nucleus. Gene Ontology annotation, biological process: regulation of transcription by RNA polymerase II. The record is from RefSeq and is a predicted model, not a curated record. Bases 1 to 933 code for a protein of 310 amino acids. The transcript is spliced from 2 exons. NCBI's taxonomy places the organism in Eukaryota, Fungi, Mucoromycota, Mucoromycetes, Mucorales, Lichtheimiaceae. Gene Ontology annotation, molecular function: zinc ion binding; DNA-binding transcription factor activity, RNA polymerase II-specific; RNA polymerase II cis-regulatory region sequence-specific DNA binding.